UGAGAGAGUGGGGCUGGGGGUGGGAAGGUUUAGCAGUGAGCCUUCACAGCGUCAUCUUCUCUCUCUACCAGGAAGCAGGCUGAGGGCUGAGGGAAGGCAGAGGAGAGAGAUGAAUGUGUUCCAAAGGUUGCCUGGUGGCUCAUGGCAUCCUCCAAAGUCCUGUCUGCGAGCUGUUCCUGACCAAGAAGACCCAUGGAGCCUGCCUCUGAAAUCAAGUCCCGAUGAAGAACUAAGAGGGAGAGAGUGACUAUGGUCUUUGCUCACAGAAUGGAGAACGACCAGCCAUCUGUGGUGACUGCUACCCUGCUGGUGCCCCUUCAGAACCGCAGCUGCGUGGAAGCAGCCGAGGCCCUGCUACCCCAUGGCCUGAUGGAACUGCAUGAGCAGCACAGCUGGAUGAGCAACAGGACAAGCCUUCAGUACGAGCUGAACCCUGGAGAGGUGGCCACAGCCAGCAUCUUCUUCGGCGCUUUGUGGUUGUUCUCUAUCUUUGGCAACUCCCUGGUGUGUCUGGUCAUCCACCGGAGCCGGAGGACUCAGUCCACCACCAACUACUUUGUGGUCUCCAUGGCAUGCGCUGACCUUCUCAUCAGUGUGGCCAGCACACCCUUUGUUGUGCUGCAGUUCACCACCGGGAGGUGGACCCUUGGUAGCGCCAUGUGCAAGGUGGUCCGCUACUUCCAGUAUCUCACCCCGGGUGUCCAGAUCUAUGUGCUGCUCUCCAUCUGCAUAGACCGCUUCUACACCAUCGUCUACCCACUGAGCUUCAAGGUGUCCCGAGAAAAGGCCAAGAAGAUGAUUGCAGCCUCCUGGAUCUUGGAUGCAGCCUUUGUGACGCCUGUCUUCUUUUUCUACGGCUCGAACUGGGACAGCCACUGUAACUACUUCUUCCCUCCCUCCUGGGAGGGAACUGCCUAUACUGUUAUCCACUUCCUGGUGGGCUUUGUGAUUCCCUCCAUCCUCAUAAUCCUGUUUUACCAGAAAGUCAUAAAGUAUAUCUGGAGAAUAGGCACCGACGGGCGGACCCUGAGGAGGACGAUGAACAUUGUCCCCAGGACAAAGGUGAAAACGGUCAAGAUGUUUCUCCUCUUGAACCUGGUGUUCCUGUUCUCCUGGCUGCCUUUCCAUGUGGCCCAGCUCUGGCAUCCGCAUGAGCAAGACUACAAGAAGAGCUCCCUUGUCUUCACGGCAGUCACAUGGGUAUCCUUCAGCUCUUCAGCCUCAAAACCCACUCUAUACUCUAUUUAUAAUGCCAAUUUUCGGAGAGGGAUGAAAGAGACUUUCUGCAUGUCCUCAAUGAAGUGUUACCGCAGCAAUGCCUACACCAUCACGACAAGCUCAAGGAUGGCCAAAAGAAACUAUGUGGGCAUUUCGGAAAUCCCUCCCGUGAGCAGGACGAUAACCAAAGACUCCAUCUAUGACUCAUUUGACCGUGAGGCCAGGGAGAAGAAACUUGCCUGGCCCAUCAACUCAAACCCACCAAACACUUUUGUCUAAUUUCUAAGAAUUCUUUCACUGUUAUGUGCCAGAGAUUAAAAAGCUUUAACUAUAAAGAGAGAAUUGAUUUACUUAGCUUUCACUAAGCUUCCAUUUUGUGAAAUGUA
Messenger RNA from Grammomys surdaster, 1604 nucleotides. RefSeq names its product G protein-coupled receptor 19 (gene Gpr19). Bases 250 to 1497 code for a protein of 415 amino acids. Lineage: Eukaryota; Metazoa; Chordata; Mammalia; Rodentia; Muridae. The transcript has 2 exons. Gene Ontology annotation, cellular component: plasma membrane. The record is from RefSeq and is a predicted model, not a curated record. Gene Ontology annotation, molecular function: G protein-coupled receptor activity. Gene Ontology annotation, biological process: G protein-coupled receptor signaling pathway.